AUGAGUCAACAUAUGAUUAGCAGUGAUAAAGAAUUGGAUAGAGUAUGCCAGUUAUUUUUUUAUCAGCCGACUGGUUAUCACUCUAACUCUAGAAAAUUAUAUAAAGAUCUCAAAAAUGAAGGGCAUCAAUUCCCAUUCAAAAAAGUACGUGGCUGGCUUGAAAAUCAGAACGAAUGGCAAAAACAUGCACCACCACCAAAAGAUACUCCACGG
Molecule: messenger RNA, 213 nt
Organism: Paraglomus brasilianum
Lineage: Eukaryota; Fungi; Glomeromycota; Glomeromycetes; Paraglomerales; Paraglomeraceae
Source: the annotation of a GenBank genome assembly